Molecule: messenger RNA, 569 nt
Organism: Carlito syrichta (Philippine tarsier)
Lineage: Eukaryota; Metazoa; Chordata; Mammalia; Primates; Tarsiidae
Product: intelectin-1-like
Exons: 4
Molecular function (GO): oligosaccharide binding
Source: RefSeq, a predicted model, not a curated record
CAAUGAUCCAGUUCUCCUUCCUGCUGUUACUCAUUGAGGCCACCAGAGGCUGCAGCGCGGAGGCGGCCAGUACCUCCUCCAAGGAAUGGACUUGCUCCUCUCCGUCCCCAUCUCUGCCCAGAAGCUGCAAGGAAAUCAAAGAGAAGUGCCACAGUGCACGUGACGGCCUGUAUUUCCUCCGCACCGAGAAUGGUGUCAUCUACCAGACCUUCUGUGACAUGACCUCAGGGGGCGGCGGCUGGACCCUGGUGGCCAGCGUGCAUGAGAACAACAUGCAUGGGAAGUGUACACUGGGCGACCGCUGGUCCAGCCAGCAGGGAAACAGAGCAGACUACCCGGAGGGGGACGGCAACUGGGCCAACUACAACACCUUCGGGUCUGCAGAGGCAGCCACAAGUGAUGACUACAAGAACCCGGGCUACUACGACAUCCAGGCUGAGGACCUGGGCAUCUGGCACGUGCCCAACAGGACCCCCCUGCAGCAGUGGAGAAACAGCUCUCUGCUGAGGUACCACACAAACACCGGCUUCUUCCAGAGACUGGGACACAAUCUGCUUGGCCUCUACCAG